Molecule: messenger RNA, 5168 nt
Organism: Nothobranchius furzeri (turquoise killifish)
Lineage: Eukaryota; Metazoa; Chordata; Actinopteri; Cyprinodontiformes; Nothobranchiidae
Gene: mri1
Product: methylthioribose-1-phosphate isomerase 1
Molecular function (GO): S-methyl-5-thioribose-1-phosphate isomerase activity
Source: RefSeq, a predicted model, not a curated record
UCUGUCUCUCUCUCUGUCUCUGUCUCUCUCUCUCUGUCUCUGUCUCUCUCUCUGUCUCUGUCUCUGUCUCUCUCUCUGUCUCUCUCUGUCUCUCUCACACACACGUCCUCUUACUCGGAUGCUACAGCGGCCUCAGAAAGAUGUUUUAGCUGCAUGAAGCAGCCUGCUCGUGGCUUUCCAGCUGCCCGCAUCGCUCCGUGAACCUGCAACUACAGACUCACUCGGAUGGUAACAACAUGGUUAUGAGGGACACGUCGGCCUUUUGCACUUCAUACACUACAUCAGAUUUAUGGUAGAAAAGAAUAAUUUAAAGGUUGUGUGUGUGUGUGCAUGCGUGCGUGUGCGUGUGUGUGUGUGUUCUAAGGUGUGUUUAACUGAGGUGGUUUUAACCCGUUCUCGUGUCUCAUGUGUAAUGAGCUUAUUCUAAUCUGUCUGCUCCAGUGUUCCCAGAUUACAGUAAUCUGCUCCAUUUGGAGUAUUGUGAUAUGGGAAUAAAAAACAUGCCUUCAGGGUGCCAGAACCAACAUCCCAUAAUGCAGGAUUAGUUUUUAUGUUGUCAAGGAGAUGACUGGAUCCAGACGUCGAGUCCUUUUAGGGGUUGACAAGAAGAGUUAGCAAAAAGCUUCAAGACGGGAUUUCUGUUUCUCCUUCAUCGUUUACUUUCUUUACAGUAAUUUCUUUGCAUAAUCUCAGAGAUUAUUCCUCAAUAUUAGGUUUAUUCGGCUGUUGAGGCGCUGCUCCUGCCACAGAUACUUGCUGCAGGUGAAGUUUGCAAAACCCAGACUGCCUCCUACUGAGAAGUUCAGCAGCACAGCGGAUGCUGAGGAGUCGGUCCACAGGAGGCCUCCUUGCUCCGUCUCUGCUUUGUGGAUAAUUGCUCAUUCUUCGCUGUCACAAACCCCUUCUCUGUGUCCUAUUUUUGAGACCAGAUUUGAGCAUUCAGAGCUGAAAACCAGUUAAUUUUUGUGGCAUGAGGUAACAGGAUGUACACAGAUGUAAUCUGACCAAACAAGUCUGUGAUUACCACCUCUUCGUUUCACAUGAAAGCCACAUCAUCUGGAAAUGAUUUAACGGAUUCAUUAAUAUUAUUGUUGUUUUUAGAGGGUAUUUUCUGGCACUAAGGCAAAGAUUGUUAUGUGGACAGAAUAAUAAAAAAACAACUGUUACUUAUUGGGUCCUUUUUACUUUUGGACAUGGCUGUUGAAGUGUGUUUAUACGUUUCUAUUUCUGUUUUCUCUUGUGUUUGAGUGUAAUUUUAUACUCGUGUAACAAUCACAGAUUUUCACUUGUUUCAGUCCCUUAAAAACUUGAUUUUAAUCCCAGUAACUCCACAUUGAUGCACAUCACUGGUGCAGUAAUGCAGUUUAAAUGCUGAUCAAUCUGAAAAGAAGAAUUUUAAAAAGUGUAACUUUGACUAAAAUUAAUGUAGACUCUACACAUUUUAUGCUUUUUUUCCUGUAGAUUUUCACGCCAGCGCAGAAAUAAAUGAAGCCCACUUGAUGCCUGAGAUGGGAGAAUAAAACUCAUGAUUCUUCUUAGCAACUUUUACCACGGCUCUUUCUGCCGAAACUCCGUAAACUAACGUGAUCGUACAUUUAACUGUUGUUGGUCACUCACCCACAUUCAGAUAAGUUUUCAGGCCCUAACCGUCUAAACAGCUUAUGCUUAAAUAAUACAGCCUGAAAACAACAAACCCCAAAAAAUAAAAGCAAACAGAAGCUUUUGACAGAAAAUUGUUGCAGCAAAGUGCACUAUGUCAAUCCUACUUCAGACCUGAAAACAAACAGUAGAGGUCCUGGACUGAUGGCAUAAUCAAAUUCUGCAAACUUCUUCAUCUCAUUGACAACUAAAAUCUGAAAUUAUGCGCAAAAUGUAGGAAAUUUGGAUAGAAAUAAGUUUCUAACUCGGGAACAACUGUAGUGGCUUCAUGUACUCAUGCACAUCAACAAAAAACGUGUUGUCCCAAACUAGCAUCACUCCUCAAAUACCGUCAUGGCCUCUGAAGCUACCAUGUUGCCAUGGCAACAAGCUCAUCAGCAUUCAGUCUGCUAGGACAGAAGAUUGUUCAGAUGUGUCCUGCUGGUGAUUUGCACGCCUCUCCUGCAUUGUACAACACACGCCUGACUUAAACAAGUAAAUGGUUCUUUGUUUUUCUUUCCUCUGUUGUAGAAAUUCUUAUUUUCUAUGUUUUAAUCUUAUCCAUGAAGAGAUAAUCAGUUGGUUUAAAUUAAUAUUUAUUUGCAGCAGCCAUCAGUUUCUAAGAGCCAGUCGUGAUUGUGCAGCACAAAGUGAGAAAGUGUGCAGGUGUGCUGACACCUGCCUGGUUGUUUAGACUUUAUUAUAAAUGUGUUUGGUUUCAAAAGAAUAAAAGGGUGGAAAAGGCUGACUCUGUGCUGUUAUUGCCCUAUAAAAAAAUAAUUCCUUUUAUUAGAAUGCACUGAAGUAAGUAGGAACCUGAGGGUGCAGCAGCUGUGGGUUUUAUGCUAACGUCCUAGCCAGGGGGCGUGGUCAGGAUGCACCUUAGAUGUUAUGCUAAUAUCCUAGCCAGGGGGCGUGGUCAGGAUGCACCUACGAUGUUAUGCUAAUAUCCUAGCCAGGGGGCGUGGUCAGGAUGCACCUUAGAUGUUAUGCUAAUAUCCUAGCCAGGGGGCGUGGUCAGGAUGCACCUACCAUGUUAUGCUACUAUCCUAGCCAGGGGGCGUGUUCAGGAUGCACCUUAGAUGUUAUGCUAAUAUCCUAGCCAGGGGGCGUGGUCAUGAUGCAGCAGCUGUGUUUUAUGCUAAUGUCCUAGACAAGGGGGCGUGGUCAGGAUACACCUUGGAUGUUAUGCUAACAUCCUAGACAAGGGGGCGUGGUCAGGAUGCAGCAGCUGUGUUUUAUGCUAACGUCCUAGACAUGGGGGCGUGGUCAGAACGCAGCAGCUUUUUGUUUUAAGCUAAUGUCUUAGACGGGGGCGUGGUCAGGAUGCAGCAGCUGUGUGUUAUAUGCUAACGUCCUAGACAUGGGGGCGUGGUCAGGACGGGGGCGUGGUCAGGGAGCUGAGGUCUUCCUGCUAACAUGAACACGUGGUUCCGUCUGCCUUCCUGCUUCUCUGUCGGCGUGUGAAGGUUUUCCAGCCUGACUCCUCUUUUUUCUCCUCCUCCGACACCAGGAGCGGACCUUCUCCCGUCUGCUUUUUAUUUCGCUCCUCCUCCUCCAGCUCCUGCCAGGCUGCCUCCGUUCUCUGUGACGUGUCCCGGUUAUACAGACAGCCAGGCCGCUGUCCCUCCAACGUGGAUCCCCUCCGGCUGAACGUGUGUGCGCGAGAGAGUGAAUAAGUGUGUGCGCGCGCGUGCGUUUCCUCCUCCAACACCGAUCUGUCCUCCUUAACCCCCCACCCUCCUUCUCUCUCCCUCCCCCUCUCUCACCUAAUUCCUCGGUCAUGACGCUGGAAGCGAUCCGCUACCGGACCGGGUCCCUGCAGAUCCUCAACCAGCUGCUGCUGCCUCACCAGACCGUUUACGAUGACGUCCGCUCCGUGCAGGACGCCUACGAGGCCAUCAAGACCAUGAAGGUUCGAGGAGCCCCUGCCAUCGCCAUCGUGGGCUGCCUCAGCCUGGCUGUGGAGCUGCGAGCGGGUGCUGGGGGUGAUGACCCUGUUACCUUCAUUAGGGAGUCUCUGUGUCAUCUGACUUCUGCCAGGCCCACUGCCGUCAACAUGGGCCGUGCUGCACGCGAGCUGAUGGAGUUUGCGGAAAAUGAGAGUAUGGAGAAAAACUCGGAGCAGCUCAGAGAAAGUGUAAUUGCCUGGAUCGAAGACAUGCUGGAGCGUGACGUCAAUGACAACAAGAAGAUUGGUAACUACGGAGCUCAGCAUAUCCUCUCAGGCGUCCCAAGGGACUCUGUGACUAUCCUCACACAUUGCAACACCGGCUCACUGGCCACGGCUGGAUACGGGACCGCGCUGGGCGUGGUGAGAAGCCUGUACACUCUGGGCAGGCUGAAGCGUGUUUACUGCACGGAAACAAGGCCAUACAACCAGGGGUCCAGAUUGACAGCGUAUGAGAUGGUCGCUGAGGGAAUACCUGCUACCCUUAUUACAGACAGCAUGGCCGCCCUCACCAUGAGAGAAAUGGACAUCACAGCCGUGGUUGUAGGUGCUGAUAGGGUGGUUGCCAAUGGUGACACAGCCAACAAGGUGGGCACAUACCAACUGGCCAUUGCUGCUAAGCAUCAUGGGAUCCCUUUCUACAUAGCUGCGCCCAGCACAUCGUGCGACCUGAGCCUGGAGAGUGGCAGGGACAUCAUCAUAGAAGUGCGCCCUCCAGAGGAGCUCACCAGCAUAAACGGGGUUCCUAUCGCUGCCCCAGGCAUUGAGGUGUGGAACCCGGCCUUUGACGUGACCCCUCAUCAGCUCAUCACAGGGGGGAUCAUCACAGAGCUGGGGGUCUUCCUCCCCUCAGAGCUCCAGGCAGCGCUCACCGGUCGCCUCACAGCCCUCUAAGGCACCCGGUGCCCCCAGCAGGGGCGGACUGGCCAAACACAUGGCAGCGGACCGGCAGCCACCCACCCCCACCCCUGCUCUGACAGCCAGAGGGAAGAAGAACAUUUCUGCGUUCCUCCAAUAUCUUGGAAAAUAUCCAAAUAUUCUUGAAAAUUUCUGACUAACUCAGAGAAUUUUGGCGUAUUUUUUGUGUGUCAAAUCAAAAUAACUGUUGCGUGUUUUUAAGCCUGCUGUCGUUUAUGGUUAUCGCUUCAGAUGAUCUAAAAGAGUCAGAUAAAUACCGUGGGUUUGGGUUAGUCCCAAACAAAAACAUGAGACUGCUGUCAUUUACACUUCAACUGUGAGAGAGUGAAGAAAAAUUCAGGACCACUUGGUAGGAAUUUUAAAGAAAAUAAUUAUUACUUUGCUCCUGCAAACAAGCAAGAAUUCAGUAGAUUAAAGACCAGUAAGGCACAGCUAAUGCAGACAUGUCUGUGUAUGGCUACAAAAAUUCCCAUAAGAACAUUUAACUGUUAAAACCACAUAUUUUUACGUUAACAUCCUGCAGGAAGGAGAUGACUGUUUAGUUUUAAAGGCACACUUGGCAGUUUUGAACCUUAUCUCCUUGCUGUGCUUUUGUCUUUUUAACACCUUGAUCUAGCAGCUGAAACGUCUCCCAGCCUUCAUUAGUGUCUACAGCAGCGAU